AUGACAUCUGGUGUUGAUCCUUCAGCAUGUUCUUGUUAUCCUAGCUCGUAUCAUUAUGUACUGUGUAAUAAAAUAAAAUGGUCUACUUUAUCUAUUUGUACUGCAUUAUUAAUUAUUAUUGUUUAUCUCAGUAGUGGAUUAUAUACCUUAAUUGAUGUAACAACAAUGAUUUCGAUGCAAUCAUAUGAUGAUACAAAGUAUACAACUGUAUGGCUUCUAGUAUCUUCUUCAAUGAUGAUUUUUUUGGAUUCGAUAUCAAUAUUGAUCUAUUUUGCUAUUGUUAUUCUUAUUACCAUCCUUCUCUGUGGCAUUCAAUUAGGAAAGCCAUGGUUGCUACUAGUUUGGUCAUUUAUAAUGAUAUUCAUGUUACUUGCUGAUGGUAUUGUGACUUUACUUUCUCUUCGAGAACAUCAGCAACAGAAUUAUCGAUCCAUAACACAAAUUAAAAUUCUUUAUUUUGUUAUGAUUAUUCGUCUUAUUGUCUCGUUAUGUGCAAUAUUCGUGACUGUCUUUCAUUUUCGUCGCGUAAACAAAGCUCAAUCAGAACAAAUGGAUCGUCAAAGAAUGUUAGAUCGUUACAAUUCUGAAGCUUCUUCGCUUUCAUAUUAUGAUUCAUGGGCACAUUCCGCUACUUUUUUAAAUCCAUCGAAAGAUAGUAUUGAUGAUCAAUAUGCAUCAAAUAUUCCUCCGAGAAUUUCUUUACCAAGAGCUAAAUUUGACACUCUUCAACAUCAUUCAACUUCCACAAUGAUUCAUUCACAUAAUCAACACUCAACAAAUAUUACACAAUCUCAUCAACGUGCAAUCAAAAGAUAUGCUGAUGACUUUCGAUAUAAUAUACCAAUACAAGAAAGAUUUCAUCAGCAACAAUAG
Molecule: messenger RNA, 873 nt
Organism: Rotaria socialis
Lineage: Eukaryota; Metazoa; Rotifera; Eurotatoria; Philodinida; Philodinidae
Source: the annotation of a GenBank genome assembly